Myripristis murdjan (pinecone soldierfish) is the source of this 1972-nucleotide messenger RNA. It is a transcript of the gene rtn4rl1b, whose product is annotated as reticulon 4 receptor-like 1b. Gene Ontology annotation, cellular component: plasma membrane. The record is from RefSeq and is a predicted model, not a curated record. Gene Ontology annotation, molecular function: protein binding. Bases 1 to 1590 code for a protein of 529 amino acids. NCBI's taxonomy places the organism in Eukaryota, Metazoa, Chordata, Actinopteri, Holocentriformes, Holocentridae. The transcript is spliced from 4 exons.
AUGGGUGGCAACAUCCUCAUCGGCUGGAUGCUCAGGCUGGAAGGCACAGAUCUUGGCAGGGAGAGGAGGGAUCGUGCAGAGGAGCAGCAGCAGCUGCAACAGGAGGCCGGCGUAAGCAUAAACAAAAUGAACUCGGUUUACCUGGGUGGAGUCUCAGUCGGUAACCCAGGAGCAGUUACCUGGUUUUGUGAGUCUCAGGAUCAGAUAAAGAUCCUGUCAUUUGUGAACCUUGUCUGUGGCUGUGGGCUGGAGUUCCUGCUGGUUCUCUGUGGGCUAGAGCUCUCCUGGUCCUGCCCUCGUCACUGUAUCUGCUACACUGCACCCAGCACCGUUUCCUGCCAAGCCCACAACUUCCUGUCAGUCCCCGAAGGCAUUCCCCCCGACAGCGAGCGCAUCUUCCUGCAGAACAACAAGAUCCACCGCCUGCUCCGGGGCCACUUCAGCUCUACCACGGUCACUCUCUGGAUCUACUCCAAUAAUAUCACAUACAUUGAACCCUCCACCUUCCACGGCUUCACGCUGCUAGAGGAGCUGGACCUGGGAGACAACCGCCACCUGCGCUCCCUGGCCGCGGACACCUUCCACGGGCUGGGGCGGCUCCACGCACUGCACCUGUACCGCUGUGGACUCAGUGCACUGCCUAACAACAUCUUCCAGGGCCUCAGAAACCUGCAGUAUCUCUACCUGCAGGAUAAUCAUCUGAAGUUCCUGCAGGACGACACCUUUGUGGACCUCCACAACCUGAGCCACCUGUUCCUGCAUGGGAACCGUCUGUGGAGCCUUCACCAGAACACCUUCAGAGGCCUGAGGGCCUUGGACCGUCUGCUUCUGCACCAAAACCAGAUCCAGUGGGUCGACCGCCUGGCCUUCCAUGACCUGAAACGCCUCACUACCCUCUACCUGUUCAACAACUCCCUGAUCGAGCUGUCCGGACAGUGCCUGGACACGCUGCCUGCCUUGGAAUAUCUGCGCCUCAACGACAACCCCUGGUCAUGUGACUGCAAGGCCCUGUCGCUAUGGGAAUGGUUGAAACGUUUCCGAGGUUCCACGUCCUCUGUGGGCUGUCAGGCACCAGCUGAUAUGGUCGGGAAGGACCUCAAACAGCUGCAGAAGGAGGACUUCCCUAACUGUUCGCCAACUGUACCCAAUUCUGAGUCCAGGGCCCAGAGUAAGACCAGCAACUUAUCUGGCACAGUGAACCCAUCUAUGAAUGGUGGUGUAGCCGUGGGGUCAGGGGGGCAGACCCGUAUAGUGCACCCCUCGAGGCCCGGCCGUUCCCGGAACUGCACAAAGCCUCGUAAUAGGGCGAACAAGGGAAAGGCGGACAAUGAGGUUCACCACUCGAAGGAGGUCAUGGCAGACAAGGAGGAUUCCUCCCCAGAUUUCACAGAUGGGGGCAAAUAUGACCACACAUCCCCAGAUGGCACCAUCACACGGAGGAAGCACAAGUGCACACCCCGGACCACUGUUCGCCCCCCUAGUGGGGUUCAGCAAGCCAACAAUAGGGCGACCUUACCCCAGUCCUUACUAUGUCUCUAUGCCCUUUUGGGAGCCUUGGUAACAAUAAACAUUGACUACAUUCUCCGUUGACGCACAGAGGGUUCAAUAAAUGCUAAUCGACAAAAAUGCAGCCCUCAGACCCUCUCUUGCUCCUGCACUACAAGGCCUCUGUGUCUUUUAUGUAUGUGUGUGUGAGUGUGAUUAUGUGUGUAAAAUGUUGUGUAGGGAGCCUUACUGUUUAGACUCUGAAAUAGACAUCCAAGCAUCAAACAUCUACAGCAGAAAGACUCAUGGGAACUUAGACUCACGGAAAGACGAAAGGGAAACGCAGACCAAGCUUGCACUGCCACUUACGCCAGUAUGAUUUCAUCUUCAGUUGUCUUUUUAUCUCUUAUUUUUUUAAGUUCUGUCUUUCACUCAGAUAACCAAACUUCGCAGAGAGGGAGAGAGAGAGAGAGAGAGAGAGAGAGAG